[Torrubiella] hemipterigena is the source of this 2947-nucleotide messenger RNA. The record is from the annotation of a GenBank genome assembly. Lineage: Eukaryota; Fungi; Ascomycota; Sordariomycetes; Hypocreales; Clavicipitaceae.
UCGCAGUGCAGGCAUUGUACCUCUGUUUAAACUCACACUUCCACGUCAAUAUUUGGGAUACGCUUGUCGUAUUUAUAUUCUAUAAAGAAGCACCGCAACCAUAAUACUUCGCCUCGAGUUGGGUAAUACUGUUGAGUAUGGAUCAAUAGUAGAGCAACUGCCCAUCGACCAGAUGGCGGAUCUUGAAUAUAAAACCCUACAAAGAGGUCAAAGCCUCGGCCGCGACUUCCGUUCUGGAAGCCCAGAAGCCAAUAAGGCUGAUGAUGAUGAGCCAUACUUUUCAAAUGAUGACAUCCGUAUUAUGCACGAGAUUUGUGUCCGUGCCCAAGAUGACUAUGAAGCACUGCCCGAUCCUAAGCCAACCUUCUCAAAGGUGGUAUUUAACGCCUACCACGAGAUUUUGGAAAGCUAUGGCAUCACCCCUGAAAAAGAGGAUCCCCGGGCUAGCUUACUCUUCCUCGUUGUUGGAGAAUCAGGCCCUCUGUCACUUCCAGAAAGAUAUGAGCUAGUUCUUGGCAGGAAACGUAUAGCACUAGACUUCGGCGAGACUACUGUUGACACAUCUCUACAAUCACAAAGAACGGCAACAUCAGUCAGUACUGAAUCUUCAGAAGUCAGAACAAAAUUACCAAAGGAGCAAGGCAACGCAGUCAUUGAAGACAGCCGUGAGCCCCCACAAUGGCAAGAACGGGCUCGUAAACGAAGGGAAGCACGCGAGCUACAAAGACAACAAGAUAAGGAGCAUUUUGAAGCUUCUGGGAGGGAUAUUGAGUUAGUACGAAAGCAGUCUGAUGAGCUUAUGAGAAGGGUAGACGAAGCGAAGCAGAGAGCCGACGCUACGAGCGCUGCGUCUUCUACUAUCAGCCUUCAAGAUGCAGAAGCAUCAGCCGAGUUCAGAGAACGAUUAGUCAGACGACACCAAGAAUUUCGAAACGAACGUCAAGCUAGCGCAUUGCGCCAAGAACGCAACGCGGAACGCAGAAGACAACAAUCGGCUGAACGCCAAGCAACGAGCCCCCGGAGAAGCUCUCGUGGCUCCUCGCCGGUGAAUCGAGACGAAGACAUUUGGAUGACUCAAGCUGAUCUCUCUCGUCGACCACAAACACCAGAAGAAGUCUCGAAAUCGUUAUUUGAGAAGGCUGGCAGGGCUCGAGAAAUAUUCCUGGCCAGCAAAUAUUUUAACGUCUGGGCCGAACGAACUGCUACUAGACUUGAACGCGAAGCAGUUGCCCGGCGUCAUAUGAUAAGAUUUCGAUGUUUUCAGGGCUGGUCCAAGACCCCAGCCUCACUAUUACCAGCAGCUCAGCACUUAACUACACUUACAGCGGUCGAAAAACUGAAGCGAGCAACUGUAACACAGGAACUACAGCUAAGUUCGGCAUCCUCUGCUGUUGCCCAAGGCAGGCUGAUCGAUAGAGCGAAAGGCUGCCUGAAUCGAUGGCAUUGUCACCUCAACGAGCGAACCACACUUGCAAAUGCUGUUUCUCAGACUGUCAAUGGGGCUCUAACGGCUUGGGCGAACCACACAAGAGAUGGAUCGACACGGGUUGCAGACAAUACAAAAUUACUCCAGCGUCAUCAGAUUCAACGCGAUUUCAUCAAAUGGUCGUCCAAGGCCAGCCAGUUUUCAAGAUGGGUCCGCGCGUGUCGUGAGGCUAGCGAUGCUGAGAAGAUAUUGGCUACAGCGGAUACAUGGUACAAUUUUAAUCAAGAGAUGGGGGCAGCCAAGUCAUUCAAAGCGGGGAUACUAGAUGACAAAAGGCAGCAAGCUGUAAAUCUUUGGAGACUGCAGACUAGAGAGUCUGCAUUCCGAGGAAAGGUCGAGUACCUUCGUGCGCUUCGAUCGGUUCAGCGGUGGCAGCAGUCCGCUCAGAGUAAUGUUGGGAGAGACAUUUUAGCGGCGUCAUACUUUAAAGCACAGUCUGCUACAGCGACUCUUCAACAGUGGAGGAAAGGCGCCAAAGUUGCCCCGAAGUUGGCUCGCUUUGCUGCGCGAUCGCAAACGUACAUUGCUGCGCACAAACUCCUUGACACGCUGGAAAAUGAACACAAGAGGGUUGUACAGAAAAAGAAGGACACAAUCCGUUUAGUUAUGAGAAUUCAGUAUAAAGCUGCGUCAGCACGGAGGAAACGUCGCUUGUUUGAUUCCUCACUCAACAAAUGGGUGUCCCUCGCUACCGAUCUAGAACGACAGACGCAGAGUGCUACAAGCGAAGCUGCACAACACAGCCGGCAUCGCAAAACGGUCACCUUUGACACAUGGGCAAUUAUGGGCUAUGUUAACCAACUCCGACGGGAGACAGCCCGGAGGAGCGAGGCCAACAGAACCAUCGAUAAAUGGGCAACAGUUGCCACAGUGUCGAACAAUGUUGGUUCUGAUGCUCGUCAUUAUCAUUAUCAGACACUUACAAGGGAUAAUUUGCGGGUUUGGUCGAGAUCCAAUCUUCAAAACAGCGGACAGCAUCACACCGCCAGCAAAGUUAGAGAACAGCACGACAAUGAGCUCCGUCGUCGUCGGUUUUAUCAGUGGCGGCUAUGGAGGUCAGAUAAGGCCCGGCCUUCAUACUUGCCAGGAUCUGCACCCCCAGCAAAUUUUCGUUCUAGCCGAGGGAGUCGGUUCAAGAACCUGAGCUACAACCCCAUGAAUCGCAGCCUUCAAACUGCAGUUGACACGCCCACGAGAUGGACAGGCAAUGCACGCCCACUGGCUUCCUUGAGCGAAGCUGCGCCUCCUUUUAGUGGGCGAAGAACCCUCUAUAGCAAGAGGGUAUGAUGAACUAUAACAGGGAACUGUCGGGCGUUUUUUUUUUUGGUUUUAGAUACCUAUUGAUAGCAUUAUUUGGCGUUUGUUUGUGUGGGCGAUUAUUGCUAUGCUUGACGCUUCUUGUAUACUAUAUAUGAUGACUGUAAUGACUCAAAUAGCAUCAAUUUAUAAAUUAGCCUGCAG